Molecule: messenger RNA, 1318 nt
Organism: Musa acuminata subsp. malaccensis (wild Malaysian banana)
Lineage: Eukaryota; Viridiplantae; Streptophyta; Magnoliopsida; Zingiberales; Musaceae
Source: RefSeq, a predicted model, not a curated record
AUCUCCCUACUUUGGAUUAGGGUUUCACCACGAGGAUCUCGAUCGAGUUCGUCCCUGGAUUCGCCCUCCCAUCAGGGCUCGAUUUCUAUCCCAACAUCGUGUCGAAAUGGUUUUUUUGUUCGAAACUUAGGUUUCUCCAUCUCGAUUGUGGUUGGCUUGUUACGCUAGGAACGGAUAGGAAUUUACCAAAGCGAUUCAGCUUGGAGCACAUGGGGGUUGGAUUCUAUUCUACGGGGCUGACAUUCGACAAGGCAGCUACCAGUAUUGUUUCGUUAAACACCGCAAUGGUGGAAAAAAAUGAGGCGUCAAGGACAAUAUGCUGACAUCAAUCCUGCGAUGGCUGCACAGAUGCAGCACAUGUCGGGACAAAGAUUACAACACAGCUCUGAUAUGAGUCAUUUUCCAGGAGGGUCAGAUUCUUUUCAACAUGGUGAAGAGCAUCACUAUAUGCCUUCUAAAGCAGAGGGACAAUGGCAGUGGGAUAGGGAUGGGACAAAGGGAUCAAAUCAGCUCCCAUCUCAACUAUAUAAAGAAGGACAAGGAAGUGAUGUUUUGUCUACUUUGUACGAGGCACAAAUGUCUGAUUCAAAAUUAGGUAGGGAGAUGCAGAUAAAUAGAGACCCAAGAACACAUGCCCGUCAAGACGAGUUGGUGGCCACAUUUGAUGAUAGCACUCUUCCUCAAACAUUUGAAGGUCUUGAAAAGAAAUUUCUUAAUGAUAUCAUGAACUUGGCCAAGGAGCAGCAGGAAGCAGAGGACAGAGAAAAUGCUAGACACAGAGAGAGAUUAAAUGAGAUCAACACACAAUAUCAAGAAAAACUGCUGGCUGUUCGAGCCCGUCAAGCUACCCAGAGAGAGGAUAUGCUCCACAAAGAAUCUCAGGCACGCCAUCAGCAAUAUCAACAGGCUUAUGUGAACAGCUUUCAGAGUAAUGCUGGAGCUAGCGAUGCACAUGGCUUUGGUGCCGCUCCCAAUGCUGUCAGUACAUACGAUGAUGCACCGCGUGGAUAUGCUGCAAGUCACUAUGACUCCUACGGGGAGAGAGCCGAAUUGUCAAGAGGAGGCGCCAGGGGUCGUGGCUUCGGCAGUCGUGGGCGUUAUACUGGUGGUCGUGCUUAUAACUCGAGAGGUCGAUAUUUCUGAACCAAAGUUAUUAGCCUGUAUUUGCAGAUUGAUGACAUUUACUCUGAAAUCUUAUGUUCUGAUCAAGUGGCUGUUGUACUAAGUGACAACUUCUCUGCUGAAUGCCCAUUCAUGUCUGGAUACAGGUAUGUGGCAAUCCAUUGGAUUAAAUUUGAAAUUUUAUCUUUUUUGAAUA